AUGUUAUAUAUUUUUGUUAUUAAUCUUAUUAUAUCUGGUUUAUGGUGUCAAAAUAUUAAACGAGUUAUUGUACAACAAGGAGGAUCUUUUUCAUUUGAUUGUCAACAUGAUGAAACAGUUUUAUUUGGUAGACGUUUAAAUGAAUGGUUAGAAAUUCAAGAAGAUAAUGAAUAUUAUUUAUAUUUAAAUUUAAAUUUUAACUAUUUACCACAAGAAAAUAUUUUACGUGUAACAUCAAAUUCUGCUCAAUCAAAACAUAAUGGAUAUUAUACUUGUCAAAAAUCAACAUGGAUAAGUACAUCGAAAAAUAUUAUUUAUCAAAUAAUACUUGCUGAUGUACAAUCAUUUUAUUGGAAUUAUAUAUGUCAUGGUCCAAUAGGUUCAUGUGAACGCUUGGAUGAUGUAGUUGAUGAAAAUUUAAGUCGAUUCGAAGUUGCUGAUCAAACAAAUACUGAAUUAUUUUGUUGUGCAUCUGUAACAGGUUAUGGAACUGUAAAUAUACAUAUGAAUCGAGUUGGUGAUAGUUUUGGUGAUGUAGAAGUAAAUAGAAAACAAGAACUUGAUGGUACAUGGGUUGUUUGUGCUAAUCAACGUACGAUAUUAAGACGAACAUCAAAUUUUAAUCAACAAGUAUUAACAUGUGAAUUAUUAAUCGAUAAUCAACAUAAUUCAAUGCUUUCGAGUGUUAUUAUAAUAAAAGAUCCAAUUCUUCCGGAUCCAUCAUUGAAUUAUAAUUCAUAUUUCGAAGAAAAUCGAGAUAAUGAAUAUUUUAAUGAACCUCGAUUAUCUGAAAUUCGAUCAAGAAGAAAAUCUAUGACUGGAAAAAAACUUGCAAUUAUUAUUGGCUCUGUCAUUGGUGGUCUUUGUCUAUUAGGGUUAUUAAUUGCUUUCUUAGUUUGUCUAUGUCGUCAUAAAAAUGCAUCAUCAAGUUCAAAAAUGAAGAAUUCAAAGCAAUAUUCACCAGUUAAAACUAUGGAACAAACAAGAUAUAAAAAUCAGACGAAUACACAAGAUGAUGAACCUGUUUAUGAAGAACCAACACAAUUAUCUCGAACAUCACCUAUAUUUACACGAUGUUAA
Molecule: messenger RNA, 1080 nt
Organism: Rotaria sordida
Lineage: Eukaryota; Metazoa; Rotifera; Eurotatoria; Philodinida; Philodinidae
Source: the annotation of a GenBank genome assembly